Messenger RNA from Manis javanica (Malayan pangolin), 1089 nucleotides. RefSeq names its product chromosome 4 C17orf107 homolog (gene C4H17orf107). NCBI's taxonomy places the organism in Eukaryota, Metazoa, Chordata, Mammalia, Pholidota, Manidae. The record is from RefSeq and is a predicted model, not a curated record.
CCGACGCUUACGUGACGCAGCCGCGGGGACAUAGCGUGAGUGGUGGGUGUCCGCAAAGACACGUUCAGCACGAUGACGCAGUUCAUGACAAUGAGCGUGGCAACCACCAUGACGAAAAUGAGGUACCUGAAGAGUGCGGAGUGCGUGAUGUCACAUCACAGCUCCCCCACUUCCCCUGGCCCACAGAGGGCGCCGCUCGUUCUCUGACCUCACAGACGCACCCCACCCAAAAGGUGGAGAUAGGCUCCUAGCUGCACCUCCUCUGCGGGGCCAGACGCGCCUCCUGGUCCCCCUCCUCCUCCUACCGCCGGUGGCAGCCAUGAAGUGGACCCCCAGCUCCCUGGAAACGCUAUGGGUCUACUACUUCCACAGCUCCACGGAGGUGAGGCUAUGCCAAUGGCCCCGCCCAAAGCCCUUUCAGCCCUUGCUUCUGUCUUCUCUGGAACUCGCUGUUGGUGCAGCCCAUGAAUAUCUGAAGCAAAGUUUCAGUGAGCUGAAGUCUCUGGAGCCGCGGGAGCCAAAAGCCGCCCGCCCGAAGCCCACCCUGGGGCUGGUGCUAAGUGAAGCUGCGGCCAGUGUGAGCUUCGGCGCAACCUUGUUAGAGAUCUUAGUCCUGUGGCUGCAGCAGGAGGUGCAGUGACUAGAUGGCGGCGACGGCAGCUCGGGCCCAGCCCCAGAAGCUGGGGAUCCGGGUGGAGCGCUGGCCCGGGCAGCCCUGGCCGCGGGGCAGGGGGCUCGGCAAGCCGGGGCUGCGGCGGGCAAGAGCGCCCGGCUUUUCCUCCACGGGCCGUGGCUGUGCAUGUGUGGACGCGGGUUGCAGGGAUCCGCCUCACUCCUGCAACAAUGGCGACGCCAACUGGGCCUCUCAACCUCCGGGGAACCGUUGAGUUCGGGAUGUGGGAGGUGAGUUUGGAGGCUAGAGGCGGCGGGGCUGGGAGUUACUGAGCUGGCCCACCCCCAACAGAGAUAUUCAGGAGACCUCAAGGUGGUGUCCAGCAGCAGUACGGAGGACGGGGGGCCAGAGAAUCCACCACCGUCCCAGACACAACCAGCAUUCAAAUAAAGUCCAAUACGGGAAAGACAGCCAAA